This is a messenger RNA of Xenopus tropicalis (tropical clawed frog), 3732 nucleotides long. It is a transcript of the gene nlrp4, whose product is annotated as NLR family pyrin domain containing 4. Gene Ontology annotation, molecular function: ATP binding; nucleotide binding. The record is from RefSeq and is a predicted model, not a curated record. Bases 662 to 3310 code for a protein of 882 amino acids. Gene Ontology annotation, cellular component: canonical inflammasome complex. The transcript has 11 exons. NCBI's taxonomy places the organism in Eukaryota, Metazoa, Chordata, Amphibia, Anura, Pipidae.
GGAAAGGAUUUAAAAAGGCAAUAUUUACUGAUAUAUAGAAAGCUGCAUUUCUUAAAAUGGAAGCCUAUGAGGCCCAUUGUUCUUGUUAACUAAAUGUUACUGACUGCCAGGUGGGGGCACUGAAUGCUCCAGUGAGCUGCCCCCUCACUCCCCCUGGCCAGGGUCGGACUAGGCCGCUGGGACACCGGGAAAAUACCUGCGCUUCCCUUGCCGCCGAUGUCCUCCCCCGGUGCGUUCACAAAUGCGCAUUCAGAGGAGGACACCCGGUGGGCACCCCUGCUGGGGACGUGUACCAGGCUGACCCUGGCCCAAGACAGGUGUGAAAGGGGAGGGCUAAACAUUGAGUAUGGAAGGGGAGGGGCCAGAUAACUUUUUUGUUUUUGUGUUUUUUCCCACCCUACCAAUCCCCUUUUUUAAGUUAUACAGGUUCAGUAUAAUGAGAGCGAGAGUUACCAAAUGGACAUGGGAACGCAGAGCAGAAUAAUGCGGCAGGACAGAGAAAGCGCCAGAAGAUGGGGGCUAUGCCCAGGACAAGCUGCCAUAAAACUUCCACCCAGGGUGCAGCCCCGUACUUUGGCUGCUUCGCUUCAACCUAGCUACAUGGAAGGGAGGUGAAUUUGUUUUCCAGAGAUUAAAAGGCUUCAUCUUUCAAGCACUGACAAUGGAUGAGUUUCGUGGAAGGGUUAUAACUCAGGAUGAUGUCGAGAUAUUCCGGGGACAUCUGUCCCAGUACAAAAUGCACCAACUGGGAAUAUUCAAUGAGUAUUUCAGGGAAGAUCUUGCCUACAUCGUUGAGACAGUAGAUACGCUGAGUAUCCUGAGAGAGCUGAGCUUCCGUGGAAUUGUGACCGUAGAGCACUAUCAAGCUAUAAAGAAGCAAUGUGGCGCCUCUGUGUUUGCUGAGAUGCUGGUAGAAGAUAUUUAUGCAUCUGGGAGAGACGCUGUGCUGGGAUUCUGGGAAAGCCUCUAUUUUCUACAGAAUGAUUACCCUCACCCCAACCUGCUGGGGGCGCUGGAUGAACUCACUCAAACAGGAGAAACUUUGGAGCAGAAAAUUUUGUUGGACCUUCAUGGACACGAUCUGCCAGAACAACUAAAAGCCUGCCAGAUGGAGCAUAAACAAUAUCUACUGGAGAAAACCCAGAAUCUUGAGGAGCACACAGUCCCAGGUACAAGCCAGAAGCCCCAACGUUUCCAUAUCUCUGAACGCUAUUUGGACCUCAUUGUAGCCUCAGGACACCACUUCAGGGAGCGCACCCAGCACGAGGUCAUUGAGACAGGGGGGAAACACGAGCACUAUUUACAAAAAGUCCAUAGCAAUUUGGAACGCAUUGCGCCAAACCGACUCUUCCGCUGGUGUCACAGACUUAGGUGCACACCACAUGCCGUCAUAGUGUGUGGCGUCCCAGGAGUGGGGAAGACCACCCUAAUGCAGAAGUUUGUCUAUGACUGGAUAGCUGGGGAACUCUACCAGAGAUUUGCCUUUGUCUUCUUCUUCAAGUUCCGGACGCUCAAUACAAAGGAAGAAGUUAGCCUUCAGAAAAUAAUCCUUGACGAAUAUCCACAUCUGCAUAAGAACCUCUCGGAAAUCCUACAGGAUCCCCAAAAACUGCUUUUUAUAUUUGAUGGGUUAGACGAGAGCGCCCACCAGAUGGAUUUCCAGUCAAGUGAACUGUGUGCCAGCCCCCACAGCCUUAGACAUCUCAAUGUCAUUGUGGUCAGCUUGGUGAGCCAGUCUCUUCUGAAAGGAUGUUCUGUUUUAAUAACAAGUAGACCCACCAGACUGGCUUCCAUAGACACCAAGGUCUUCCCACGUGUCUGCGAGAUCAUGGGGUUUUUCCCCAGGCAAAGAGAAAUGUACUUCCAACAUUUUUUUGGAAACCAAGACAUAGCUAAGAAGGCUUUCCAUUAUGUGAGGGAGAACGGGAUGCUGUACACAUUCUGCUACAUCCCAUCCUACUGCUGGAUCAUCUGUACCGUCUUAUCCAUGUGUUUUAAAGAUACUAAAAAAAUUGUUCAACUCCUACCCAAAACAGUGACACAACUUUUUGUGGUCUAUGUCUCCAACAUACUGUCUAACCACAGCCAGGAUCUGGACCGUGCUAAAGAACUUCUGACAUCCAUUGGCUGGAUGGCAGAGCAUGGCGUCAUGAACCAUAAUCUUGAAUUUGAGGAAGGAGAUUUAGCAACUUUCCAUGUGACUUUUUCCUCUAAACUCUUGUCUAGUUUCAUGGUAGAAUCCGCCCACUCUCAAGGUGUCACCUACUCGUUUUUUCAUCUCACGAUUCAAGAGUUUUUGGCAGCCUUGGUUCAUUAUCUUGAUUAUUCUGCUGAAAGGUUAAAGGAAGCUGUUGAAAAAGCCCAAGCGUUUGAGGAUGGCCGAGGUGAAAUAUUCAUUCGUUUUAUCUCGGGUCUGUCUGACAGCUCAACCAGGUCCCUCUUAAAACCAUACUUGGGGGACUUGUCCUCUGAAGCUUCUAGGGAUGUCAUAACCCUGUUAAAAGACAUGACUCGUAGUGUAACCACCCAUGAAGAUGAUGGUGUGGACAAAAGAAAAACCCUAAACAUAUACGCCUGCCUUUCUGAAUCCAGGAAUAAGGCUCUUGUAUCUGAUACUAUUGGAAAUAACACCAUUUUUGAGUUCUCAGAGUUCCACCUGGCCCCUCUGGACUGUACCGUCUUGGCCUUCAUCUUAGAAUCCUACCAAGAAGUGGAGCGUCUAGACCUAGAUGCUUGUUUUAUACAGACGGAAGGUUUAGAGAGGUUGGCACCCAUGUUACACAAGAUCAAGGAUCUCAGCCUUUCUCAAAAUAACCUGAAGAAUGAAGAUAUGCCGAUUAUUUAUUCCAUCGUAACCCACUCGGAAUGUCAAAUCCAGAAACUGAGUUUAAGGGAGAACGGCCUGACGGAGGAAUGCUGUGGGCAGUUGGCCUGGGCCAUCAAUGAGAACACAUCCCUGAGGGACCUGGAUCUGUCCAAGAACAAACUGGCCGGGGAGGAUUUCUAUCAGUUGCUGACAGUUCUGUCUAAGCCAACGUGCAGGAUAGAGUGUUUGGGCCUCAUGGAGAUCAAGCUGACCCCCGAAUAUGCGCCGUCCCUGUGUUCUCUGACCAACAACGCCCAACUCACCCACCUCAACCUCAGCUACAAUUUCCUUUCGGAUACUGGGUCCUCCCAUAUAAAGGAUCUGAUAGUGGCCUCCCCUAGCCUGAAAGAGAUCAGGCUGGGCACAAAUGACUUUUCUGAAGAAGUUCUUGCAGACCUUAGGAGAAUGCAAACUCAUCAUCCAGGAGUAAACAUUGAAAUAUGACAGCAGUAAAAUGUACGGUGAUGAUCCCCCUUAUGGUCAGACUUGCCGGACCAAACCAAGAAUGUGCCGAACUGAGCUCAACUAUGAGGAGCUGAAAUAUACAGAGACCAGCCUGUAAGGUGCCAAGCUGAAAGGUGCCCAGGAGGUGACUGGUGCUGCUAUAGAGUCCUAGUCCGAGUCCUAGUGCUCCAGGGUGCCCAUUGGCAGAACUGCCUUUGCCAUACAGUGGAAUUAUGGAGAAGGUACCGCUACCUGCACUUUUAAAAAUAACUCUUGGAAGGGACCUUGUUCUAAGAACUGUGGCUUUACAUAUCCCACCCAGAGUUUAACUGUCUGAUUAAGAGACAUUGCAUUCUACUCUAUUAGAUGCCCAUUGUAUUUUUCUUUACUUUGCUUUUUCUAUAUAAAGCUCAUUGUUGUUA